AUGACGGAUCCCCUGUACGAACUUCUCGUCCCCUAUUUUGACCGCGACGAUGCCUCCAAAUGCCCGCCUCCUCCCUCGACCGACGCCACCACCUCCAAGUACCUAAGCCGCUUGUCUACACUAUCCCUCUUGUCAUUGAACUCAACGGAGCUUCAGUCCCUUUCUCAGUCUUCUCACUCGAGCCUGGUCUCGCUUCAAGCGCUCGCCAAUCGCUCUCACAAGACAUUUAUUGCCUCCGCGGAUCAUCUAUCCUCUCUCCGAACUUCCCUGCCAAACCUUGCAGAAGACACCGCGAAACUACGAGAUGCCAUACCAAAGCUUGACGAGGAAGCCGUUCGCUUUUCCUCCAGAUAUAGUAAAAGCGCGGAGAAUCAGAUCCUGGAUAGAAGGAGGAAGGCAAUGCAGCUGGCUGGCAAUGUGGAUCGAUUGUCAGAUAUCUUGGAGUUGCCUACACUGCUUUCUACAGCGGUCUCCUCGUCUUCGAUUAAUGCCGGUGCGGCGGGCAAUGCGGCUGCCGGGACCAGCUAUUCGUCAGCCCUGGAUUUGUUUGCACACAUAAAGCGCCUCCAGACCCUGUAUCCUGACUCUCCAUUGGUAAGGGACAUCUCUCGCCAGGCAGAGGAUGCAAUGAGAGACAUGGCGAGCAAUUUAAUUGCGAGCCUUAGAGUACAGAAUAUAAGGUUGGCUGCAGCGAUGAGGACAGUUGGCUGGCUUCGUCGUGUGGCUCCGGAACUUGAGCAUCCAGCUGGGCAGGGCAAAGAUUCUACGCACAACGAAGGGGCGUUUGGCGCACUAUUUCUUGUGUGCCGGUUGGCAAAUUUACUGAAGAUGCUUGACGCUCUGGAACCGUUGCGCGAGCUUGCAGACCAAGAGAAAGCCAAACGACUACAGCAGAAUGAAAGGCAAAGUGAGAAGUCUAACGGCACCAGAAACUCGUGGUCUGGGGGGCACCAAACAGAGCGUUUUCUCAAGCGGUAUAUCGAGAUAUUCAGAGAACAGAGCUUUGCCAUUGUCUCUUUGUACAGGAACAUCUUUGCUCCAGCGCCUACUGAAUCAGACUUGGCGGCUGCUUCGAUCCCGGGCCUUGAUCUUCGAAAGCUCACUCUUGACGGAGUGGAAUCAAACCCGAAGACACUGGGCAGAACGGAAGACCCGCUGUGCCGUCUACCCCCCGCAUUAGCAACCUUCCCAAUGCAUCUUGCGCAACUUCUCAUGGCCACCUUGAACGCCUAUCUUCCCAACAUUCGGGACAAGGGGUCGCGGGAGAGUCUGCUUACCCAGGUGCUGUAUUGCGCUGCAAGUCUGGGACGUUUGGGUGGAGAUUUCAGCAUGAUCCUAUCGUUCUUGGAAGAAGAGGAAUCUGAGGAGGGAGGCGAGGACCUCGACCAAGGUACAGACACGGUUCCUGAAUGGGAGAAGGUCAUGAAGCAGCACCGUGUGCUGGCGGAGCGACUUGACUCUCUCACCGCUGGCAGGAGUGAGGGUGAAGGGAAACGUGUACAUAGACAAGCUACACCAACACAGGGUUAA
Molecule: messenger RNA, 1530 nt
Organism: Coccidioides immitis RS
Lineage: Eukaryota; Fungi; Ascomycota; Eurotiomycetes; Onygenales; Onygenaceae
Exons: 1
Coding region: 1-1530 (509 amino acids)
Biological process (GO): cytoplasm to vacuole targeting by the Cvt pathway; intra-Golgi vesicle-mediated transport
Cellular component (GO): COG complex
Source: RefSeq, a predicted model, not a curated record